Drosophila sulfurigaster albostrigata is the source of this 900-nucleotide messenger RNA. RefSeq names its product serine protease 1-like. The record is from RefSeq and is a predicted model, not a curated record. The transcript is spliced from 2 exons. NCBI's taxonomy places the organism in Eukaryota, Metazoa, Arthropoda, Insecta, Diptera, Drosophilidae. The coding region runs from base 16 to 792 and encodes 258 amino acids. Gene Ontology annotation, biological process: proteolysis. Gene Ontology annotation, molecular function: serine-type endopeptidase activity.
UCAGAACAUUUCAACAUGAAGGUGCUCCUAGUAUUUGCUUUGACCCUGGUCAUCGUCUCGCUGGUUUCAACGGCUUUGGUUCUUCGGGGUCAAGCCGAGAAUUUUGGCAUUAUCAACGGACAUAACGCUUCGGCUGGUCAGUUCCCCUAUCAAGUUCAACUGAUUAAUAACUUCGGAGUCUCGUGUGGUGGCUCGUUGAUUGGUCACGAAUGGGUGCUGACUGUCGCCUCCUGUGCAAAGUUUGCCAAGAAUUUUACUGUUCACUUGGGUAGCAUUCGGCGAUCCGCGCCUCUAGUAACCCGCUUUGCGUCUGAGAAAGAUAUAAUCAGCCAUCCACAUUUUCAUCGUAUGUUCAUGCACAACGACAUCGCACUUGUCCGUAUUCCAUAUGUUAAAUACAACAAAAACCUUCAUCCCGUUAAGCUACCGAAGAUCCAAUCACACUAUCGAACCUACGCUGGUUCUGAGGCUAUCUUUACAGGGUGGGGACCUACCACGAAUACUUCCACCACUGAACCCGAGAUACUUCGGUACGCUAAAGUAAAAGUCAUGAAGAUCGUAGAAUGCAGGGCUAAACAUCACAACAUCAUUGGCUUUGAGCAAAUCUGUGCUUCGGCCGCCUCUGGUGCAUUGCCGUGGGGCGGUGACGGUGGUGGCCCAUUGGUGGAGUUGCCAGGCUUCAGUCAGAUUGGUAUUACGUCCUUUUUAAUAAAAAAGCAAGGUAUUGCUGGCUUCACCCGAGUAACUAGUUACCUCGGCUGGAUCAAGGAACAUACCGGUCUUCCUUUGUAAUACAGUCGGUGUGACUGUGAUCGAACCUUUCCUUAUAACUCUUUUAUUGUUUAUUACUAAAACCAUAAACAUUGUAAAAUUCGCAAAUAUAAAAUAAAAGUGAUGUAA